Messenger RNA from Guyanagaster necrorhizus, 543 nucleotides. RefSeq lists its product as uncharacterized. Bases 151 to 429 code for a protein of 92 amino acids. The record is from RefSeq and is a predicted model, not a curated record. NCBI's taxonomy places the organism in Eukaryota, Fungi, Basidiomycota, Agaricomycetes, Agaricales, Physalacriaceae. The transcript is spliced from 3 exons.
GUGGAUAUAGCUUGGACUAGAACGCCUGUAGUUACAGUGAGCCUUGGCGUGUUCACCGCGAUGAUUGCUAGCUGAGGGAUUUUGCAUGAUGCUAACUCAAGUACGGCCGCGCAUAUACUUCGGGUGCCUUGUGAUUCGGAUUAACGUCGAAUGACCUCUACGGGAAGUGGCGCACGCUCGAUAUCAGAAAGAGAGAGAGGGGGGGGGAGGCUGGAAACCGAAAAUAGGCCGACUCCUCAGGUGUCAUCUCACGACUGUCAGAAAUGUUGGUCGUCUGGUGGUAUCAUUGCCUGUCUGUCAUUUCUAUGCACAGUCCACAGGAGCAUUAAUGUAGAUUUCGAGCUCCUGCGGGAGGCGUACCGACCAGAUGGACCGUUGUCGUGUCAUACCAUCUGCAGUCGCCUCACUUGCUUAAUGGAGAUGAGGUGAGACGACGUGCAAAGACAAAGUGUCAUAUCGUUCAGAAAUGAACUCAUAAGGAUGGCGCGCGCGCCAUCCUUCAUCAUCACCUGCACCGAUGGUUGAUGACGAAAAGCGAACGGC